This is a messenger RNA of Ceutorhynchus assimilis (cabbage seed weevil), 2088 nucleotides long. NCBI's taxonomy places the organism in Eukaryota, Metazoa, Arthropoda, Insecta, Coleoptera, Curculionidae. The record is from the annotation of a GenBank genome assembly.
CUCGGCGCGAGAAAAUGGUCUUAAAACGUGGAUUGUGGAUUGUAUUGUAUCAACUACAUUGACCGUGAGUUCGUCUUGAAACACUGAACGCUCGGAUCAUCUUCCAUCUUUUUUCCUUUUGAUGAGAACUGCGAUAGAAAACAAUACAACAGCCCCGAGUCUACUCGAACUUUAUCUAAAUAAACCCUAAUUUGUCAUUUAUUUUCCCUUUUUUGGAAAUUCGCCAGAAUAAUUUGCCUCUCUUCACUUGUCCAAUGGACAGUACAGCUUCAAAAAUGGACGAUGAGACAAUAAUUAGUUCUGCAAACAACUUGUGGCCACUUGCUUUAAAUGCGAGUAACGUAAAUCGGGAAUCUGGCGAACCAAUGGCAAAAAAGACCAAAACUAGCACAGCAGAAGACAGCAACGACAUACUUGAUGCUGAUGUAGAACCCGAGCUCGGGAUUACAGAUGAACCAGAACUGCUAGAUAUAUCCGAUGACAUUUUGCGUACCCAAGUCUGUCAGGAAUGUUUCCAGUACCUCUCUGUUGGUCCUAUAACCAUCGAUACUAGAGGAAAAUCAAUUUGCGGAAGAUGCAAUGUCAAUCAAGUUCAGACAAAGUCCUUUUACAACAUACUGGCCCAAGGACUGAAAUUUAAAUGCACUAAUCACAUGAACGGAUGCAACGAGCAGCUGCCUCUAGCGGAAAUGCGAAAUCAUGAAGCCAAUUGUAACUAUGAGCCUAAGUAUUGUUUCUUCUGUUCGUUUUCAGGAAGCCUCGCUCAAAACCUAAACCAUGCCUUGAAGUGCCAUCCAGAGAAUAUCGCCGUUGAUGGAAAAAUAAAAUUUUCCUUAUCCGAAGCUGAAUAUAAGAAAACCCUACUGUAUUUACUCAAUGACAAUUUAUACAUUAUUGUCUUUGAAACUACCAAAGAACUCGUCAAAGUUCUAAUUCAGGUAGAACACCAAAAUUUUAAAGCCAAACAUUUCGGGAUCAAGUUUUUUAAAGCCAAAGAUCCAUCGGAUUGUGUAUUCGCUUUGACUGAUUACGGUUUGCUUCACGAACAUUUCCCCACCUAUUUCGAAAAGGCAAAAGACCACCUCGAAAUGACUUUUGGUCUUGAUAAUAAUUUGUAUUGUCAAGUUUUAGUGGCAGAGUUUGAUUCAGAAGCUAAAGACAUUGAAAUCCAAAAACGCUUCGCUGUUCUGCGCACAGCAGAAAAGAAUUUAGCCCAAGCACAACGUAAAAAGGAACUGUACAGCCCUGCCAUAAAAAUAAUCAAGUUAAUGUCGUCUGCAUUUUUCAAGUGCAGCAGAUGCAAAAAAAACUGUGCUACGGAUAUGUACUACUGUGAAAAUCUUCAUUUUUAUUGUAAAUAUUGUUUGCAGACUAUUUGCAGGCGAUGCCACACUACAAGAGCAUAUAAAAAUUUGAAGGAUUUAGAUUUCGAGGUUGCCUGCGAAUACACCGAUUGUAAUAAAAAUGUUAAAAUUAUGCGGUAUUUGGCUCAUAAAAUACAGUGCCUCAAAAGACCGUACAAAUGUCCUUUGGAGAACUGCAACGAGACAGUUUUCUCUACUCUAAUGCUCAUUCAACAUUGGCACGCUGUUAUGCCAAAACUAUUUUUCCAAAGAGCAUUGGUGCUGGACGAAUUUAAGAUUGAAGAAUUUUUCUGGUUAGCCAAAAACGAUUUGUAUAGGGUUCUUGUACAUUUUACGGAAAAAGAUAUAAAAGUUCUAAUCGAUGGGAUUGAUGUGUUAGAUAAAGAUGCGUCGUUUAAAAUCUACUUGGCUGGCCCUUUGGUUCAAGAUAUUUGUAUAAAUGAUUCUAUAGAUCCUGAUUUAUCCAUGUCGAAUUUUUGUGGGAAACAUGAGGCUCGUGGGAAAAAUAAAAAUUACAACAGACUUACAAUACGAUAUGUUGCAUACAUAAUGUAAAGGCUUCAUAAAUAUUUUCUUGUUCAAUUUAAAACUUAUUUUCUUUAAAUUUAAAAUGCAAAUAUUAAUUUUGUAGUUUGUACUUAUUUAUUUAGCUGACAGUUUGUUUAGCAUUCCCUGAUAUUUUGUAACUUUGAAAAAUGAAUAAAAUUUCCUUGGGCGGAACGUU